GUAUAAUUGCUGCCGCUUUGUGAAGAUUUCAGUCUCUCAAUUAAGUCUAUUUACCCGAACCUCUCUACACAACUCGAGACUUGCAGGUCUCCAUCUGUUGUAUAUCUCCCCAUGUCCUGUGGAGGGUCCUUCUGAAGAGGAAUUAAAACAUGUCGGCGGAGCGUAAGAUGUUAGAUCUCUUCCCCGUGUCCCUGUCUAUGGAGGAUAAACUGCUGUUGAUGCGGUAGGUACUGACUCACAGCUGAUUAGAACGAUAAUGUCAACAUGGUCUCCAUUCCUGGGAGUGGGGAUAAUGAUUUUUUUUUUUCUGACAAGUAUCAUUUUUCUAUGAUAUUUUUAUUUAUUGAUAAAACUCUGCAUUGUGAUUUCUUUAAAUUACACAUAAUGUCAUAAUGACAAUUUAUGUUGAGGAAUAAAAACAUAUGUCCGAGGGGGAAUGCAUUCGGGUUUCGAGUCUCGAGAAUAAAAAUUAAGUGAAUGACUUUGAGAACUUCAUUCAUAUUUGAGAACAGAUAGAAAAGGGGGGGGGGCUUUUUUCUGUUUGUUGGUAAGUUUAUCUUUUCAGAAUUUUUUAAUGUAACACUUUUAUAAAACUGAACAAACACCAGCAUUGACUCUCCCUCGCACUUGUCUCUUCGUAAUUGUUUACAGUACAUGUAAAUGGAUCGCACUUAAUUACCGGUCAUUUCUGUAUUUUUCAAAAUGUUGUUGACGAGAAUAUUGUAAGGAUUCCUGUUUGCCAGGAAGACGUUAAAUGGAUCAACACAAAAUUAAAUAAAAACCAAAACCUUCUUUUCUUUUCAAAAAUCCAUGAUAAACUGGACCCACUUCCGGUUUGCCGCGCGCAGUUAGAGUAGGAGCAAUUUUAUUUUGCGCGACGCCAGGGGCUUUCAGAUAAGGGGUAGUACAUCCUGUGUCGAUUAUAAAUUGUCUGCAAAAGAGAAGUGGAAUUUUGUAAUUGAAAUUUUGUUUCAUAAUUAUUUUGUUUUGUGGUAACAUUGCUGGUGUUUUGAUUUUCUGAGUCCAUUUAUCGGACGUUAGGCUGUCGUCCAAUUUCCUUUGUUAGCAAACUUCCGGUGCAGAAUCGUUAGACUCCUGGCCUCCGUCAAAGGGACACGUAACGAUCAACAGAAAUUAAUUCAUUCUCGGUCAGCACCGUGUUAAAAAGGCUAUCAGAGACUGCAACACUAAAAAAAACACACAACAUGGCAUAAAUGAUAAAAUCUUUGUGUGUUUAGAACAUCGAUUUUUCUUUUAUUGAGUUCAUUAAAUUCGUCGGGCUAGAUUGCUACAUUGCAAUCACUAAUGGCGCAAAACGUAAACACAGUUAAGUUGUAAAUCACUUUUCAGAACUUGUCACUAAAAUCACAUGAAAGGUGAAAAUGAGUGGAUUAGGAAAUUAACUCCUCCAAUCACUCUACUGUUAAGUCUAUAGAAUUCUUAUUUUGAAGUUGUAUCGACAGUCAAUGUGCUGUAAGCGUUUCUAUAACUUCAAUACUCCUGGACUGUUCAGGUUGAAGAAACCAAAUGUAUCCCAUUCUUUUCUCCAUCCUUACACUCCAAAUGUUUUAAUUUUCAGAGGCGUCAGUGUUGCUUUACGCCUUGCAUUUGUCCCUUAGAAACCGUGAAGAUUUUCGUAUUCCGUAUAUAUCUCGCCACAAAAGUUGCAUUAGAACGGAUCAUCGAAUCUAAAAACACGUCGCAACGAUCGGUUGAAUCUAUAUUUGUAAUAUAUUUUGAUGAGAGUUAGGUACCAAAUGAUGGCGAUGUUUCAGCGCACCUGUCGUUUAACUUUAUGUGAGUAUACAGUGCACUUGAUGGCCGCCCAUUUCCCGUCUAGGAAACCCCUGCUGAGCAUUUAUUAUUAAGUGGCAAUAUGAAAUAAAAUUUUGGUGUGUACUACGUGAAAAUCUUUUGACCUUUCAUACAAAAUAAACAUUAAAUACUUUAUAUAUUCAAUAUCUGUUAUCGAUCUACAUAUAUAUGAAUAUUUUGCAUUUGUUUUCUGAUCAUUUAAACACAGAAGUGUUCCCGGAGUAGCUACUCCCCGAAGAUUUAUGGGCCGUCCUGCGAGCUCUGGAUUAAUUUGUUUGUCGUCAGUGAAUUGAGAGUUUACUUUCAAUGUUUGACCAUACGUUUGGUGACAGAAGUACUUUGAUUUCCGAAUAUUUUCUAUUACAUUUUGGAGUUAUAUACACCAAAAAAGAUGAGACAUAAAGAGUGUUUUAGGUUGUCUUCUGAAUCGGAUUUCAAACUGCCUAGACUGAUGGAGCGGCCCAGCAUUGACCAUCGACGAUCGCGGACAGUACCCUGGUUUGAGGACAACAGAUCCUCAUACCAACACCACGCCGAGUACCUCAAAAAGCUCUCCACUCUCCGAGAGGAGCUCAUUCUCCAAGAACAGACACACCUUGCUAACGCACUCGACAGACUACGCAUGCGUCAGUACAAUAAAGACAACGCUCUAGCGAGAAGCAAAUCUAAGGAUUUUUUGCCAGACUCACGGCGUUCUCUAAUGACCACUAUAGAACAUUUCCAGAGAAUGAGACCAAAGAAAUCCCCUCCUCAUAUAUCGCCGUUAGAGGGUAAGCAGAUUCUGGAGCCGCAGACUUACAAACCAGUGAAAAGUCCUCAGUUAUCAGAAAAAGGACUAAUGUCACAAAGGUCCUUGGACGACAGUAUCCGGACGAACCUUCAAAGAAUCCCACAGACCACGGUCCAGCCGACUUCCAGCAUUCCGAACAUCGGACGCAAAUCCAUCACGAAGAGCAAGGAACUGGUGCUAGACGGCUCUCCUAUACACAAACGCCGUCUGAUGCCUUCACGAGAGGAAAAAGACGCACAGGACUUCAAUCCGUUCAAGGCUGUUUACAAGGGUAAUAAAGGAACCCGCCUACGCCGUCUCGUGAGACCGGAUGAGGACGAACUGGACUUGAGAGCUCAAGCAAUUAAUUUUGAAUCUUUAAGUGAUAAAGACAAGAUAAAUCUGGACAAGUUGAAGGAGUUCUACUGUAUUUACUAUCUUCCUACGAACACACCAACGAACGCUUCAGACGACGAAGAGUCCAUGGAAUUUCCAGAAGAUAACUUUGUGCAGGAACCUGUCGAUUUUCAUCAUGACAAAAAGAAACGUUUGACUCUAUUGGAAAGUAGACCUAAAGUUUUCCAGGAAGACGGACUGGAGAUUUCUCCGAGGAAACCUCAAGGUGAACAAAGUAAUGGAAUUCCCGGUGGUUUGAUUCUGAACGGCCAGGGUAUUCGGGACCAGGAAGUGACGCAACAGGCUGAAAGUGAAUCCUUUACUAUAUACGGUGACAAGAAAUGUUCAGUUCCGCCCCGGAAACAGAUCAUUGUGGACAUGCCCUCUAUUGUGUUUAACAAUGCUACUCCGGAAAAUGAAAAUGUCUCGGUUUCGGAACGGAAGCGCCGCUCGAUGUUACAGAAGACGUUCAAACAGAACGAGAUUCGACAACGGGAACUUCGAAAUCUCUUUGACGACGUACGAGAAUUGAACAAACGUAGUGAUGAACUGACCGAGUCAAUUAAGUCGAGCUCGGAUUAAAUCAGAGCGUUCGCCAAAUUUUCAUUUCUGCAGUUUUUAUUCAUGCCAGAGGUAUCCCCAUAAUUCACUUCUGAUUGUCAGGUCCUUAGUUCUCGGUAGUCAUGACACGUCUAGUCAUUCUUGAAACACGUUACUUCAAAGGUUUUAUUUAUGAUUACUUUCUCUAUAUACUGUUAAAUGAAAGUUGCCUAGGGUUUAAAAACCUCAUGUGAUUGAAUUAUAUUGCAGUACAUCUAUAAAAAUUGUCAAGAAACUCAAUGAAAUAAAUGAAAUGAAAUGAA
Molecule: messenger RNA, 3843 nt
Organism: Ostrea edulis (European flat oyster)
Lineage: Eukaryota; Metazoa; Mollusca; Bivalvia; Ostreida; Ostreidae
Exons: 2
Coding region: 2207-3562 (451 amino acids)
Source: RefSeq, a predicted model, not a curated record